Messenger RNA from Thrips palmi, 6740 nucleotides. RefSeq names its product kinesin-like protein KIF21A (gene Klp31E). The transcript has 27 exons. Gene Ontology annotation, molecular function: microtubule binding; ATP binding; microtubule motor activity. The record is from RefSeq and is a predicted model, not a curated record. Gene Ontology annotation, biological process: microtubule-based movement; mitotic spindle organization. The coding region runs from base 445 to 5187 and encodes 1580 amino acids. Lineage: Eukaryota; Metazoa; Arthropoda; Insecta; Thysanoptera; Thripidae.
UGUGAGUCAGUUGUCUUCUGUCUGUUGCCUUUACCUGACAGUUGCUGCUGAUGCUUUGCCGUGCGCUGUGUUUCGUAGUUUUCAGACUUUCUCUGCGCCUAAACAGAGAUUCGUAAAUGGACAUUUUAAAUACCGAGGUACUGGAAGACUUUCUGCUUGUGGGGCGAAAUCCUGAAACGAUUUGUGAAACACUGUGGAUUUUGGGUUAGCAAGUGGGUCUUUAACAUGUCCUGAAGUGCAUGAAGAAGUCACCGUGUUGACAAUGCUUGAGAAACUGGAUUAUAAAUAUUCUCAGCCAAGUGCUUUUUUUGAGUGAAAGUUAUUAUUAUGUGGACUGUUAUUGUGAAAAACACAAAUUGUGAACUGCAAAAGUGAUAUUGCUUCGCACCAUCUGCCGUGCAAGAAUGCAUCUAGUGUGACACCGAAGUGAACCAUUAGAUCACAAUGGCUGAUGAAGAAUCAUCUGUUCGAGUGGCUGUCAGGGUCCGGCCGCAGAUCGCGCGCGAGGUGAUCGACGCGUGCCGAGUGUGCACGGCGGUGACGCCCGGCGAGCCGCAGGUGACGCUGGGCUCGGACAAGGCCUUCACGUACGACUACGUGUUCGACAUGGGCCUGGACCAGGGCACUGUGUACGACACGUGCGUCCGCGACCUGGUGGAGAGCUCCCUGGACGGCUACAACGCCACCGUCCUGGCCUACGGACAGACGGGGUCUGGUAAGACGUAUACCAUGGGCACUGGCUUUGACGUCGAGCUAAACCAGGAUGAAGUCGGCAUCAUCCCCAGGGCCAUCCACCACUUAUUCAAUGGAAUCACUGAUAGAACUGCUAGUGCCAGAGAAAAUGGAGUGCCCGCUCCAGAGUUCAAAGUCGUUUGCCAAUUCCUGGAGCUGUACAAUGAGGAAAUUAUUGAUCUGUUCAAUCCCUCUGAGCAUUUUUGCAACAAGAACAAGAAGGCCAUUAAAAUUCAUGAGUACCCUGAAGGUGGAAUUUACCUGUUAGGUGUAACAACAAAAGCUGUGCAGUCUCCAGAUGAAGCCCUUCAAUGUCUCAGGCUUGGUGCCCUUUCAAGAACAACAGCAUCUACUCAAAUGAACUCACAGUCAUCUAGGUCACAUGCUAUUUUCACAAUUUACAUCAAACAGGAGAGAGUUGUUAAAAUAGAGGGUAAUGAAGACUUUGUAAAUGGAAGUACAGAAACUACAAAUGAAUGUGAAAUGUUAACAGCCAAGUUUCAUUUUGUUGACCUUGCUGGUUCUGAGAGGCUCAAACGUACUGGUGCAACGGGGGAGCGAGCCAAGGAGGGAAUUUCAAUCAACUGCGGUUUGCUUUCCCUAGGUAAUGUUAUUUCUGCACUUGGGGAUAGAUCGAAAAGAGCAUUGCAUGUUCCAUACCGAGAUUCUAAACUCACCCGAUUACUACAGGACUCUCUUGGAGGUAAUAGCCGUACAGUUAUGAUAGCUUGUGUUUCACCAAGUGAUAGAGACUUCAUGGAAACAUUAAAUACCCUCAAGUAUGCUAAUAGGGCACGCAAUAUUCGCAACAAAGUUAUUCUCAACCAGGAUAAAAGUUCUCGAACAAUUGCAAUUUUGCGUGGGGAGAUUCAAAGGCUAGAGUUAGAACUGUUAGAAUACAAGCAGGGUAAGCGUGUUGUUGGGGAAGACGGAGUUGAGACUGUUAAUGACAUGUACCAUGAAAAUACCAUGCUUCAAUCUGAAAUCAACAACUUGCGCACUCGUGUAAAAGCAAUGCAAGAAACAAUUGACACUCUAACACAAAAGAACACAUUGCUACUUGCUGAGAAGGCAACCGGAACAUGGAUCAAUUCAGGAUCUGACUCUGAUAUCACUGACAUGAUAAAGCACUACUUAAAAGAGAUUGAAGAAUUACGUGUAAAACUCUUAGAGUCUGAGGCAACAUGUAAGCAGCUGCGAAAGCAAAGCCAGAUCAGAGCCUCUCUUAGUCCAAGAGCUGCUAUGACAGGACAUUUCGAUCAAACUUUUGGAUUUGAAUCAGAUACCAAUGGUUUAAUACAAGAAGCUAAGAGAGAUAUACGUAGAGAUUUAGAAAUUUUGUCUACCAAAGGCCGUCCCCCAGGCCCGAAAGGUCAAGAUAUUGGAAAAGAUGUCAAUGAAGCCCCCUUGGUGGAGGCGCCUGAAUUUGAAAGUGAUGAGGAUGGAAACGAUGACUCUGAUAGUGACACUGACUCAGAAGAGAAAGCAUCAACUCAAAUCAAAGUCGAAUUAGCAGAUCUUACAUCAGAGAUUGACAUAAAGCAGAGGUUAAUUGAAGAGCUUGAACUAUCUCAAAGGCGGUUAAAUUCUAUGAAGCAGCACUAUGAGGAAAAAUUGGCUCAGCUGCAGACUCGCAUCAGAGCAACUCAAGAAGAGAGAGACAAAGUUCUUGCCUCUAUAGUUGGAGGACACAACAAUCAGCAAAAUGACAAAGCCAAGAAAGUGCGAGAUGAGUACGAACGUAAACUGCAAAACAUGCAGAAAGAAGUUGCUAGAUUACAGUCUGCUAAGAAAGAGCAUGAUCGCUUAGCUAGAAGCCAGUCACAAUAUGAAAAUCAACUGAAAGGACUCCGCAAUGACCUUGCUGACAUGAAAAGAACAAAGGUAAAAUUAUUGAAUCAAAUGCGAGAAGAAACACAAAGGCAUAAGAACACAGAAGCCAGGCGAAAUCGUGAGAUAGCUCAAUUGAAGAAGGAGUCAAGACGUCAUGAAAAUCAAAUUCGGUCCCUUGAAGCAGAAAAGCGUCAAAAAGAAGUUGUGCUAAAGAGGAAGCAAGAGGAGGUGACUAUGCUGAGGAAACUUGCUAAACCAGGCCUCAGCAAUAAGGCAGCAGGCCGUGUAGGAGAAAGGCACUCAAAAAAGAAUAUAUUUUCACCUAAGAUAGCUAAGCAAAAAUGGCAGAGUGUGGAGAAGAACAUUAACAAAGUUGCGCUCAAUAAAAGAACUGUUGCAGCAAUGGAAAGAGACAUGGAAAGGCUAUUGAAUGAGCGGGAAAUGUUGAGUAAGACUCUCGAUAUGAAGCUCCGCAAACGAGAUUCUGCUCGAUUGAUGAAACAAGAUCCUUCUGUCUUGAAGGAAUUGGAAGAUGAACUUGAUGAUCUGCAAGCAAACAUUGAUUAUGUCCAAGACAAUAUUACUGAGGCACAGCACAGCAUAAUGCAGUUGGAGGAAAGCAAAGAUACUUACGACACUUUUGAUGUAACAUCACUUACCAUGAACAUGACAGACUUGGAAGAAGCAGGAUACUUAAUAGAGAAAUUAUACAACAUGACUGUGAACCAAAGCUACCUGGCUGCUCAGCGAGAACUAUCAGUCAAGGAACUUGAAGCCCGUUUGAAUGAAUUGGAACAAUCAAAUCAUCUGCAGGAGCAAUUAUUACAACAUAUGUGCAGGAAUAAUGAACUCGAAAUUUUAUCUUCUAAACUUACUGCUUCGGGUAGCACAAAUGGCAGUGGUGGUGCAGCUGGAGGCUCUUCAUCUAGCUCUGGGGCUUCGACCCGAUCCUCCUCACCCGUAGACAAUUUGAAUGGCAAUGCAAAAGACAAAAGCAGCCAGAGCAAUGUUGGGCCUAAAAUUCGACGCAGGACUGCUUUACCUGAAGAAUUACUCUAUCCAACACCUCUUGGGCAUUCUGUUAGCACCAGUUCAGUGGGUAGCUCUUCUGUGGCCAGUUCAAUGACUACGUCAAUGACUGCUUCAAUGACGAGCUCUGUUGGGCUUCCCACUGGACUUAGAGACACAAACCCUCCACCUAGUGACUCACUUAUGCCUCCACCCUCUUCAAAAUCGAUCCAACGUGUACCAAGUGCCCCUGGUUCUUUAAGAAAUAUGGGAAUGAAUUUGAAACCAGCGUUGACGGAAGUGAAAGCUUCUCCUGUUAUGUCAAGAAAGACUUACGAUCGCCAAGACUCAACAUCUCCACGUAUCAACCGACGUACUAUUGUAUUAGGCCCAGGCAACUUAAUUGGGAAACCGGGUUCCAUGGAGCAAGAUCUUGACAAGAGUCCUCCUAAUUCUCCACCAACGUUCCGUCGUCUCAACUCCCGCGACCGAGAUAGAGAUGUCAAUGUUUUUUCUCGACUGACAUCCAGUACCAUGCAGAGCAGCGAUCACCCUGAUCAUGGAACCAUCACACCUUUCCAGGGCAGAGUUUCAAUGAGAGCUCCUUUAGUGUGCACUCAUGUAGCUGAAGGUCACAAAAGUGCUGUACUUUCAGUGGAUGCCACUGAUGAUCUUAUGUUCUCUUCUUCCAAAGACUUGACUGUAAAAGUGUGGGACUUGCACUCAGGCAGAGAGACACUGACUCUCACAGGUCACCCAAAGAAUGUUGUUGCAGUUAAGUAUGAUGUCAAUAAGAAGCUAAUUUUCAGUGUGUCAUCAGCCUAUAUAAAGGUCUGGGACAUGAGAGCUAGUGCUUGUAUAAAAACUCUAAGCUCCUCAGGGCAAUCUACAAAUGGAUCUUUAUCAUUUACUAACACUGUUAGAGCUUUGCAAAUUCCUCCUGGAGAAUGUAUGAUAAAUGACAUUGCAUUAAAUCACAAUGGUGAAAUCUUGUACUCAGCUGCAGGUGAUAGAGUGGGAGUGUGGGACUUGAGAAAAUUCAUGGAAUUGGCCAAACUGAAUGGUGGACACCAAGCAGCUGUUUCAUGCCUUGCUGUGGGUAGAGUCUCACCAAAUGAAGAUGUUGUCAUAACAGGCUCUAGAGAUCAUUAUAUAAAGGUGUUUGAGGUUGUUGACCAAAAUGAAGGGAUUCUUACACCAAGAGUACGUCUGGAUCCUCCGCACUAUGAUGGAGUUCAAUCUUUGGCUAUGAGUGGAGGAAUCCUGUUCUCCGGUUCUCGUGAUUCUUGCAUCAAGAAAUGGGAUCUGUCAAAACCAGAAUUAAUUCAGUCUAUGAAUAAUGCUCACAAGGACUGGGUGCUGGGUUUAUCUUUCAUCCCUGGAGGGCCUUUGCUGCUGUCAGGCUGUCGUGGAGGAACCUUGAAGUUGUGGAAUGCAGAUAUGUGUACCUUGCUCGGGGAGUUGAAAGCACAUUCCCAUGCUAUUAAUUCAGUGACAACCAACACAUCCCAAAUCUUUACUGCAUCAAGUUCAGGGAAAGUGAAAAUGUGGCGAUUGGCACAGAACUAUGCUAUGACAAUGUCCACAGGACAUGUUUUUGAGUUGUCUUUAUAAUAUGUGACAACACAAUUCGAUUUUGGAGAAUAAACAGCAGAUUUGAUGCGUCAUCUGAUGCCAUUGAUGCCUGAACUCUGCAGUAUAAUAAACACAACAUUUUCCUGCUCUGUCAAUGGUUUAGUUAUGGAAACUCUUUAUAUUGAACUUUCUGUUUCUGGCUGGUCUGGCCAGUAUUUAAAUGGAAUGCUGAGUUUUAAAACUUGUGGUAGAAGGUGUGUUCUACUAGUAUGGUUUAUGACAUCAUAUUGAGCAUUGGUGAUUUGAUGUGUCAUCUUUUGACCGUCUCUAAUAUUGUGAUAGUUAAAUAUAUAGCAAAAUUGGCAUGAUUGAGUGAAUGGAUUAUUUUUGAAUUAUGUGGAAAUGUGUCCAUCUGUGAUGGAUUCCUUAAUUUUGUGUUGUAGUGUGAUUUUUAAAAAUUAGUUUGAUUUUAGACUCAGAGAGGGAACAUGUGUCAAUCUUUUGCAAGUUUGAAACUUUUAGAUAGAGGUAGAUAAUGAAUUUCUCCAUUUUGAAUUACUCAGAGAUAAAAAUAAAAACUGUGUUAGUUGACAUUAACUGGCUUACCUGAUAUGUAAGCAUAAAGUUCCUAUAGCUCUACAGUAUUUUUCAAAAACAGUUGCUUUGGUAAUAUUUUUUAGCACUCCAUUAAAAGCAACAAUCUUUGCUUGCAGGGUAAUCACAGACACUUCAGUAACUUGCAAUUGUUGCUCAAUUUAUGCAUUAGCAGAGUAUUAUUUUCUGUGCAGAGCUCACAUGCUGCUGUGAAGUUUGUGUUUUGUGUUCACUAUGUGAUAACUUUUUAUUAUUUUCUGUGUUAAGUCUAUGGCUUCUCCAUUCUCUUUCAUGUUUAUCUUUUUAAAAUAAGUAGCUGUAAUCUUCUCCAGCAGUGUGAAGCGUUUGUUUAGAGCCUUUAGUUUUUCAACACCCUUGUGGUUUAGACGUAGGUAUUUUAAUUUGUUUAAGACUGACCGUUUUUAGUACAUAUGAUAGUUAGGUCUACUUUACUGUUAGAUUGUCUGACUACCCGAGACUUCUCCUGUUCAUUUUUUUACGCAUUUGUUGGACAAACUGUGUCUAAAUCUCCUUCAUUUAUGAACAUAUUCUCUGAGGUAUUCUGCUCUCAUGUGAGUGCCUUUUAAAAAAAUGCCAAGCCUUGUGUAAAAUUUGAGCCGGCCUCGGCAACUGCAUGAGUGUUGUUUGCCUUGAAAUUUUGUUUUGUCUUCAGUUUUUUGUUGAAGGCUUUUGUCAGAUCUCAUAUUUUAAUUUGUGUAGUGCAUUGCACUUACAUUUUGUUGCAUUCCUGGGUUAAGGUUUCAAAGAUGUCUAUCAAAGUAAUUGGAAUGAAACAUUUCUUAAUUUAAUUGCAUCACAUAUUAGCAUGUCAAAUACUAGUCAUGAAACCUUGCCUGUAUAAUGAUGAACAAAUUAUGUAUGUUUUAAACUUAAUGUAUUUAUUCCACUUUGUUGCAUUCCAUACAUUUCACAUGUUUGAGGACAUGUAUUUAAGUAUUAAAAGAAUGUGAAAUAAAACAUUUUUAUUGUGCAAGCUA